CAUUUGAGAGAACGCAGCGCUGCCGCUCGGUUCGUGGCGCGAUCGAUCGUCCGAUGUUUAGCACCUGGUUUUUUUUUGCAUACGAGUAUAUGCAUUACACUUACGCCGCCGAGCGGCCCCCCGUCCUUCCGCCUGUCGUCGUUGUCGUGUCGUUGAAAAAACAAUAACAAAAGCCGAGUGACACACGGCAAAAAAAAAAAGAAACCGAAAAGAAAACGAUACGGCUGCUAUGGAUCCAAUUUUCUUCUCGCCAUCGAAUGGUAUACCUUCAGAGAGUAAACUCGCCACCUAUAUGAACCGUCAGAAUGUCGCCACAUCGAACGGUUAUGGGCUGAAUAACGGGUUCUCACUGCUUAACCUGGACUCGCCCAUGGCGGUUAAUAAAAAGUCUCAGGUCACACCACAGUCGCCCGAGUUCAUUCCAACGCGCAUCAACUCGUCCCCCAACUUCUAUCCACCAUAUCACAGCGCUCCUAUGCAAUUGAGUAAUGGACUCAAUGGCGUUAAUGGGUUAACAGCAGCGGCCGCAGCAGCCGCCGCAGCAGCAGCAGCCGCAGCAGCAGCCGCCGCCGCCGCAGGUGCACCAACAGUUACCACAUCAUCGGUGGCCGCCGCAUCAGCCACCAUUACCAAACAACAGCAACAGACCAACGGCGGCAACACCUCCAUGCUAUCCAUGCAGAAAUCUGCCUCCAUUGCCACUGUCACUAUUGCACAACAGCAACAACAACAACAGCAGCAACAACAACAGCAGCAGCAACAACAAAAACAACAACAACAACCUCUGGGAGGAGGAGGAGCAGUAUCAGCACCUAUAGCUAUAAGUGGCAACGGUCCACCGAAUCCCGCUGCAGCGCCUUUCGUCAGCAGCAUGUCCGCCCAGACACCACUAAAGAACCGGGGUCACGGAGCGAUGCUGCGCCAGGAAUCACCCACGGCGGCCAUGCUGGCGGGCGGUGGCGGUGGUCCGGGUGAGAAAUCCCCACCCCACGGCAUGACACCACACGGAGCCUCACCAAUACCCACCACUAUGCCGGCAAGUGUGCAUCAGGAGAACGUCGGCGGCACCAUCUACUUCUAUCCAACUGCCAACGCACAGAACAACCAGCCGGUCGUGAACUCAGUGGUGGUGGACACCACUCAUCCCGCCCACCACGGCGUCAGUGCCGUGGCGCCGAUGAACGCUGUUGGCGGGGUGCCGCCAACUAUGUUCUACACGGGGCAUGUCUAUCCGGGUCCGGCCUCCAAUGUGAUGACCAUGCACCCGAAAACGCAGCUGGAGUCCGCCUUCUUCAUACCCGACGAGAUGCGCUCCGAAAUUCUUGCCCGCAACGAGAUCUCCAACCUGAUCAUGGACGCAGCGGAGGCGGCCCAGCACGCCCUCCCAAUGGAGGUGGACAACUACCAUGCUCUGUAUCCCCUGGAACCGCCGGCCCAGCCCUUGCAUGCCAAGCUAACGCUACCCGCCAGCACGUACCGGGCCACGCACAAUACCACAGGCUACAAGUACUGCCUGCGAAGGUUGCACGGGUUCCGCCUGCAGUCGACCAAGUGCAUGACGCUGGUGGAGAUGUGGAAGAAGCUGCAGCACACGAAUGUGGUGCAAUUACGGGAGGUGUUUACGACGAAAGCAUUUGGUGAUAAUUCUUUAGUAUUAGUUUACGACUAUUAUCCCGGCUCACAGACAUUGCUGGCCAAGUACUUUACACCAGCGCCCGAUACCAACGGUUACACUGAUCCAUUCCAAGGCGAUGCCCGCCCCUUCAGUCAUAAGAGCAACAUACAGCGAUCGAACAGCGGACCUUUGCUGCCGGAGUCCACCAUCUGGUCGAUAAUCAUGCAGCUAACCGCCGGCCUUAGAGCCAUCCACCAGGCGGGUCUAGCAUGCAAGGUCCUGGAUCCCACCAAGAUUAUAGUUACGGGAAAAAGGGUUAGGUUUAGUUCGUGCUGCAUCUCGGAUAUCACGCAAUUCGACCCCAACGCCGCCAAUCCACUGGCCUUGGUUAAUAUGCACCAGCAGGAUGAUCUGACCGCUCUGGGUCGCUUAGUAUUAGCUUUGGCCUGCCGCUGUCUGCAAUCCGUACAGCGCGACAAUGUCCAGUCCAGCAUCGACAUGGUCACCCGAAACUACUCCACCGAUCUGCGUAACUUUAUUGUUUACCUCUUUACCACUAAUAAUCGUCGCUCGGUGACCGAUCUGAUGCCUAUGAUUGGAGCCCGUUUCUAUACCCAGCUGGAUGCUCUGCAAAGCCAGAUAGACAUGCAGGAGGAUGAGCUGGCCAAGGAGAUGGAGAACGGGCGGUUAUAUCGCAUUUUGGUUAAAUUAAAUAGCAUUAAUGAGCGGCCCAACUUUAAUCUGGACUUUACUUGGUCAGAGACUGGUGAUAGAUACAUGUUGAAAUUAUUCCGCGAUUAUUUGUUCCAUUCCGUAACCGAGGAUGGCCGGCCCUGGCUAGAUCACGCACAUAUUGUACAAUCCCUCAACAAGCUGGAUGCUGGCUCCAUAGAGCGCGUGCAACUGAUGUCGCGCGAUGAGCAAUCGGUACUCAUUGUAUCCUAUUCUGAACUCAAGAAUUGUCUGGAGAAGGCCUUCUCCGAACUGAUGUCUACGACCAACUGAGCACCUCAACCAGGAAACUGAAACUGUAACUGAAAACACGCGCAGCUCACUUAGCCACCAACUCCACUCCUCCCAAACGACCACAAACAUAAGAAGCGACUACGAUUUAAACGGUUUAACUAAUAAGCGGAACAUUCAUUACGACUAAGACACUUUUGCUGGCCCACGCUGGCUAAAUAGAAACCAUAAAACAAUUUAAAAAAAAAUACGAAAAAAGAUGUAUUGUUAAGCCAAAACUUAAAACAAAAAAAAAAACAAAAAUAAUAUGAAAGAAAACUGAUGAUAUCCAAUGUUAUGUUAGCUCUUAAUUUUAGGCAUUUAAAAAAACAAUACAAAAAGAAACACCCACAAUU
This is a messenger RNA of Drosophila bipectinata, 2973 nucleotides long. It is a transcript of the gene PAN3, whose product is annotated as Poly(A) specific ribonuclease subunit PAN3. Gene Ontology annotation, biological process: mRNA processing; nuclear-transcribed mRNA poly(A) tail shortening. NCBI's taxonomy places the organism in Eukaryota, Metazoa, Arthropoda, Insecta, Diptera, Drosophilidae. Gene Ontology annotation, cellular component: P-body; PAN complex. Gene Ontology annotation, molecular function: poly(A) binding. The record is from RefSeq and is a predicted model, not a curated record.